Molecule: messenger RNA, 2028 nt
Organism: Xenopus tropicalis (tropical clawed frog)
Lineage: Eukaryota; Metazoa; Chordata; Amphibia; Anura; Pipidae
Gene: ifngr2
Product: interferon gamma receptor 2 (interferon gamma transducer 1), gene 1
Exons: 7
Coding region: 179-1114 (311 amino acids)
Source: RefSeq, a predicted model, not a curated record
GCAAGGGCGGGGCAGGUGGAGGAGCAGGGGACUUUCCGCCUUACAAUGAUUUGGGAAAGGCUGGUAAGGCUGCGGGACCGUGUGACUGAGGCGGAUACCGGCACAGUAUGAAGCGCACAGCGUGGAGUCCGUCGAAGGGGAAAACGGAGAGAGGAAGCUGAACAUCCUGCGCAUAACUAUGGGCACAAGCUAUUCCCCUGCAGCGCUGCUCCUCCUCCUCAUCUUACUCCUGCUGCGCUCAGAUGCCAUCUCCGUGUUACCGGCACCCAGAAAUGUACGCAUUGACUCAUACAACCUGCAGCACAAAUUGCUUUGGGAUCCCAUCGAAUCGGAAAAUGUAACUUACACAGUGCAAUAUAUGGGGAACUAUAUAGGUGAGGAUGAAUAUAAUGACAUUUGUGAGAACCUUACUGAGACCGUUUGUAAUUUUACGGACGAGAUCAACUUUGAGUUGAAGGUUAUUUUGAGAGUACGAGCAGAACUGGGACCACUGCAUUCCAGCUGGAGUGAAACAUCUGAAUUCCAAGCAAUGAAUCACACCAAAAUAAGUCCUGUGAAAUCUCUAACCGUGUCCUCCAGGGAGGCAGAACACAACAGUCUCUAUGUCAGUUUUGAGUCUCCUCUACAACCAGAGAUCAUCCCACAAAAGGGCAAAAUGAAGUAUUUGUUACAAUACUGGAAAAAAGGUUCUGCUGCAAAGACUAAUCUAUCGACAAACGGGACAUUUCGUAAAAUGACCGACCUGGAGGCCUCAGCUGAGUACUGUGUGUCGGUCACUGCUCUCCUGAUGGGCCCUCAUUACAGUCUGACUGGGGAGACAAGCCACAUAGUGUGUGCCCAAACGCCAGCAACUCCAGGUUUAACUGCAGACAAAGUUAUUUUUCUUUCGGUGGGACUCCUUCUUGGCUGUUGUAUAUUCCUGGGAUUCAGCUAUACUUUCUUCAGGCAGCGCAGACUGAUCAAAAUGUGGCUGUACCCCCCAUACAGUAUACCCCCCGACAUAGAGCAGUACUUGCAAGAUCCCCCCUUGAAUGGAUACCCGAACGAAAGCAAAGAUAUGGAUUUGGCAGAAGUGCAGUACGAUCACAUUUCCAUUGUGGAAAGUGAAUCAUGACAGAAAAGCCAUUAUUGUAAUGAAGGAACCCUUAAGAAGAGAAUAGGUGAGAAAGGCUGGAAAGGAGGAGGGGGCCCUCGGCAGCAAUGUAGUAACACAUACAGGGAGCCAUGGGCAUCGCUGGAAACCUAUUUCAGGAAUAAUACUGUAAGCCAAGGUAUCCAGCACUUUUAUAACUCCCUGCGCUUACUUGCUGGAAAUUGUAUUUUAACAAUAACUGAGGAACACAGCCUUGAUAUAAACUCACAGGCAAGAAACUCCCUUCCCAGGGCACAAUGGUACCUUGGCAACGGAGCAGGCUACCUUAGUUACCUUUUGUGAUGGAACGGAGUAUCAGAGCUUGACAGAGAGGGCCCCGGCUGGCCUCAGACAUUGCUACUUGCAACAAAAUGGUAUUUGCACUUAUUUAGUGCCCAUUAGAGGCAUUUUUGUCAGUAGCCAAUGAAACUGCUUGUUUUUGGACUAAGGGGAGAAACCAAUGGAAACACAGAACAUACAGACUCCUUGCAGAUAGUGCCCAGGAAAGAACUGGAAAUGCACACAAGCACACAGCCAGCCUGAGUGCACACUUACAGGCGGAUAACAUUGAAGUCAAUGGCUGCACCGACGGUUCAUAGCGGUAUAGACACUCUCUCUGCCGGCAGAGAAGGCGCACAAUGUGACAUUGGCUGCUAUGGGGGACGCCAUGUGACUCCCGAAUUUCACUCAUUGCACUUGUGUGAAGGGGAGGAACACACAGUUCCAUGAACGGAUUCCCUUUUAUUGCACUGCACUUUAACAGCAACAUUAACAGAAGCUUGUUGUAUUUUAUUGCAAUGCAUUGUGAAUGUUACUGUGCAACCACUUUCUAAUAGACUUCUAACUUUUUUUCAAAUGUUUUAUGAUUUUUAUGACGUAAAAAUGAAUGAAUCAAA